Molecule: messenger RNA, 3206 nt
Organism: Camponotus floridanus (Florida carpenter ant)
Lineage: Eukaryota; Metazoa; Arthropoda; Insecta; Hymenoptera; Formicidae
Product: aminopeptidase N-like
Exons: 13
Coding region: 330-3155 (941 amino acids)
Biological process (GO): proteolysis; peptide catabolic process
Cellular component (GO): cytoplasm
Molecular function (GO): metalloaminopeptidase activity; peptide binding; zinc ion binding
Source: RefSeq, a predicted model, not a curated record
CGAUCGCUAGCACAAAUUUGGAGUGGGAAGAACGGCACCGUGCUUUGUUAUUACAUACCAUUUCUCGAUCGAAACGUCUGUUAACGACCUCAGAAGUUGUGUGUUUACAUAUGGCAUACACAUUUAUUGUAAUAUCGCCAAGUGUUAUUAGUUUUUGGAAGUUUCUCGAAAUAACAAGAAAUCACAAGUGGGCAUAUAUAUUUUUCAUGUUUCAAUAAUAGUGGAUAAAACAUUAAUUUAUUGCAGCUAAUUAUUGUAACGAAACAUACACUUGCUUAGAAUUUGUAGUAUAUCUCAUUAUACAGAAUAUCUAAGAUAAAAGUAGUAUCAUGUUUCUUAAACUAUUGUUAAGCAGCAGUUUAACUAUCAUCGUCGCGACGGCUUUUUUAACCGACGAUCAGAUAAUUAAAAUAUCUCAAGAAGAGUUAAACAGGCAUUCAAAUUAUAUAUUACCGCAUCGUUAUGAUAUCAUCGUUACACAUAUCGAAGAAAAUAUUCUUGUCUGCAACUGCAUUAUACGUACAGAUAUUAUACAUCCAACAUCAAGCAUAUUAUUAUAUUUACACGUAAAAAAUAUUAGUCUAACUGUGGUUUAUUAUCCAAAUUAUUAUUCUAACAAUGAAGAAAAGAGCAUUUAUGCAUCGGUAAAAUCUAUGUAUGAUGUUGAGAAAAACAUUGUCAAAUAUAUAUUUCCUAAUGUUCUAAUGCCAGGGUAUUACAACAUAAAAUUAGUUUAUAAUAUAACUGAAGAUACAGGCCUAAAAACCUUUUAUAAAAGAGAUGAGCGACAAUGGUUGGCAACGUAUGUCGAUCGUAUUGGAAUCCAACACAUGAUUCCGUCUUUGCCCGAAUCUUUAAGAGUCACCUUUCAGAAGCCCAUGUAUGAAAUUAUUGUCGAAGAUUAUGAAAACUAUACAGUUAUUUCAAAUGAACCGAUACAAAAAAUAGAAAGGAAUGAUAAAAACAUGACACUUAUUCAUACGCUUGUAAAACCUAUUUAUCUAUUAUUUCUGCCUAAUCAAAAUAAUUUAUCUCGUACACCUGGUACAAAUAAAAGUGUCAGAGUUAAUAUGUGGUGUAGAAUGCAUUGCGAAUUUGCACACCAAUUUGCUGAACAUAUAACAUCGUACUUGUUCGAUAAAUGGAAACGUUUGAAUAAAACUUGGGAAAUAAAUCAUAUUGCACUUCCGGAUUUUCAAAACGAAAGCAUAUAUCUAGGCCUUAUUCUUUACAGAGAAGCAGAUAUUAUUUACAAUGACAAUGUAGAUUCUGUUGCGACUAAAAUCAAAGUUGCCCGUUUCAUAGCCCAUAAAAUAAUACAAGAAUGUUUUUAUUAUGAAAAUCCACUUUGGUCAUUAUCGUCUUUGUUAAAUGAAGCUAUUGUCGCAUUUUUUGGAUUAUAUGUCACCAAUCAGACUCUCCCAAGUACCCGGAUGAUGGACUUGUUUGUGGUACAAAGUCAACAAGAAUCCCUUCAUUUCGAUACUAAAUAUAAUACAUCACUUUAUAAUACAUCAUUCAACAUUUCUUUUGAACAUUACAGUUACAUUAAAGUAUCCAGUAUAUUGCGCAAAUUACAAAAAUUGAUUACUGAAGAGAUAUUUUGGCAGAGUAUCCGUAUAUAUGUAAAGGACAACAAGCCAACUUUUAACUAUUUUGGUGAAAUUAUGAUGAAUCUUUCGUCCAAUAAAAAUUCUACAGACAAAUUAUUUAUUAUAAGGCAGCUAUUUAUUACUCUCCCAAAACAAAAAUAUUGUGACGUUAUGUUACUAAAAUUAGUACGAAAUGUUAAUCAGCCUAUCAGAGACUUACAGUUAAAAGUAACGAUGUACAGUAAUUAUUACAAACCUAAGACGUAUUUUAGGGAGUUGAGUGACUUUAUAAUAUAUAAUGAAGCACAAACUGGAUAUUAUCGAGUCAAUUACGAAAUCGAGAACUGGCAAAAAAUUACAAGUUAUCUAAAUUCUGAAAAUUAUAUGAAAAUACAUGUUUUGAAUCGUGCCCAAAUUAUCGAUGACGCUUUCCACUUAAUGAUAACAAACCAACUUAAUUCCAUUCUAUUCUGGAACAUUACGAAAUAUCUGUCACGAGAAACAGACUACGUGGCAUGGUAUCCUAUGUUCAAAGCUUUAGAAUAUCUGUCCAAUAUCUUUCUAUUUCAGGAAAAAAUAUAUGUUAAUAUCAAGGAGGAAAUGCUAUACUUACUAAACAACUUGCUUAUUAAACUUAAAUACGAUGAAGUUUCUAAUGAAUACGAUCUUACAAAGAGUUUAAGAAUGGAGGCUGCGAAAUGGGCAUGUAAUCUUAAUAGUGAAACAUGCAUAAAUAAUGCCCGAUUUAAUUUAAAUCGACAUCUCGAAGAUCCGGAAAAUAACACGCUUUUGCCAUGGUGGAAAGAAUGGACAUAUUGUCAAGGUUUAAAAGUAGUGCACUAUUCUUUUAGCAAUAAAUAUUCUCCUUGGUGGGGAGUAUAUCAUCUGGAAAAAGAAAAAUGUGAAACUAAAUUUUUAAAAUAUCUGUCUUGCCCUGAGUAUUCACAAUUUAUCAAACCCUAUUUAAACCUAAUAAAAAAUGAUAGUACAACAUCGAUUAUGUUUUUCAAAGAUUUUUCCGAUAAAGAUUAUAUUAAUUAUUUUCUUUUUACUAUCGCGAAGCACGCGAGGAAUCCUGUGGUACUCGACUUCAUAUUAGAAGAACUUGAGAACAUAAGACCCAGACAAAUCAGCGAGUAUGCAACAUUUAUUGUAAUUAUUAAUCAUGUGUAUUCCACAAAUGAACUCCAAAAGAUAAGCAACUUGCUAAGAGAUAAAUUUGUUAAUGUAACGCAAGCUGAAUUAAAUGAAUGUAAAGAGUUACGGUUUUUUGUGAAAGAAAGAAUUACGAAAGUAAAGACAAGCAAUUUGACACAAUCAGCAGAAUAUUUCGGAUGUAUACAGCAAAAUACUUCAAAUAUUGAAAGCAAGAUACAAAUGCAAUAUAUUUUAAAUAUUGAAAGCAAGAUACAAAUGCGUUUUUUCGAAAUCAAAAGUCAACAGAAUUACUUUCAAAAUUUUGUGAAAUAUCCAGAGGAGGAAACGUUUUUUCGAAAAAGUACCGCGUCAAAAGAGCCGUUUUGGUUAUGCUUAAUUUUUGGUUAUACAUCGACAUGCGAAUAACUCGUUACCGUUACCAUUACUAAGAAAGCAACGAUUCGUUAUUUCUUCUUU